Molecule: messenger RNA, 1722 nt
Organism: Exophiala dermatitidis NIH/UT8656
Lineage: Eukaryota; Fungi; Ascomycota; Eurotiomycetes; Chaetothyriales; Herpotrichiellaceae
Product: sulfate adenylyltransferase
Exons: 1
Coding region: 1-1722 (573 amino acids)
Biological process (GO): sulfur amino acid metabolic process
Cellular component (GO): cytoplasm
Molecular function (GO): sulfate adenylyltransferase (ATP) activity; adenylylsulfate kinase activity; ATP binding
Source: RefSeq, a predicted model, not a curated record
AUGGCCAACCCACCGCAUGGAGGAGUCCUGAAGGAUCUCCUCGCCCGAGAUGCUCCUCGUCAUGAUCAGCUGGCCGCCGAAGCUGACAGGUUGCCUGCCCUCACCCUCAAUGAACGCCAGUUGUGCGAUCUCGAGCUCAUUCUCAAUGGAGGCUUCUCUCCGCUGGAAGGGUUCAUGAACCAGCAAGAUUAUAAUGGCGUGGUGGAGAACCUGCGUCUCGCCAGCGGACUGCUGUUCAGCAUGCCCAUCUGCCUUGAUGUGUCUGGCGAGGUCAUUGAGCGUCUCAGCAUCAAGCCUGGCGCCCGGAUCACCCUUCGGGACUUCCGAGACGACCGUAAUCUGGCGAUCUUGACCGUGGACGAUGUCUACCAACCGGACAAGCAAAAGGAGGCACAAGAAGUCUUUGGGGGAGACCCGGAGCACCCGGCCAUCGUUUAUCUUAUGAACAGCACCAAAGAAUACUACAUUGGCGGAAAGAUUGAGGCCGUCAACCGCCUGAACCACUACGAUUAUGUUGCUCUGCGCUACACCCCCGCCGAGCUGCGUUUACAUUUUGAGAAGUUGGGAUGGUCGCGUGUGGUGGCUUUCCAGACCAGAAACCCGAUGCACCGGGCCCAUCGUGAGCUGACCGUGCGUGCUGCUCGCGCGCGCCAGGCCAACGUCCUCAUUCACCCCGUGGUCGGUCUCACCAAGCCGGGUGAUAUCGACCAUUUCACUCGUGUCCGUGUCUAUGAAGCGCUCAUGCCCCGGUAUCCUAACGGGAUGGCCGUGCUAGGGCUGCUCGGUCUGGCAAUGCGUAUGGGUGGCCCCCGCGAGGCCAUCUGGCAUGCCAUCAUCCGCAAGAACCAUGGUGCCACUCAUUUCAUUAUUGGACGAGACCACGCCGGUCCGGGCAAAAACAGUGCCGGAAAGGACUUUUAUGGUCCGUAUGAUGCCCAGCACGCGGUCGAGAAGUACCGUCAGGAGUUGGGUAUCGAGGUCGUGGAGUUCCAGAUGAUGACCUAUCUCCCGGAUACCGACGAAUACAGACCCAAGGACGAGGUCCCGGCGGGAGUCAAGACUUUGGACAUCUCGGGAACGGAACUGCGAAGACGCCUCAAGGUGGGCGCACCUAUCCCGGAGUGGUUCUCCUAUCCCGAAGUCGUCAAGGUGCUGCGGGAGUCGCAUCCUCCGCGUGCCAAACAAGGGUUCACCAUUUUCCUUACCGGCUAUCAGAACUCUGGCAAGGACGCCAUUGCACGAGCAUUGCAGGUGACCUUCAACGAACAAGGAAGUCGUCCAGUCUCUUUGCUGUUGGGCGAAACCGUCCGCCAUGAGCUGUCCUCCGAGCUCGGUUUCACCCGAGAGGAUCGGGAUAUCAACAUUGCCCGUAUCGCCUUUGUCGCUAGCGAGCUGACCAAGGCCGGUGCGGCCGUCAUUGCUGCGCCGAUUGCACCCUUUGACGCGGCGCGCAAAGAUGCCCGCAAGACAGUGCAGCAAUACGGCAGCUUCUUCCUGGUCCACGUUGCAACCCCGCUAGAAUACUGCGAAAAGACGGAUAAGCGAGGCGUGUAUGCCCGAGCCAGGAGAAACUCCAUUCAGAACUUCACCGGUGUCAAUGAUCCGUACGAGACUCCUGACGAUGCCGACCUGACGGUUGACUGCGAGAAGCAAUCCGUUCGGAGUAUUGUGCAUGAAAUUGUGUUGAUGCUUGAGUCGCAAGGGUUUUUGGGUAGCGUGUAG